CUGAGGGCGUCUCCAGCGGGGCCGCGCCGUCCAUCCCCGGCGCUGGAGAUGGCGGAGGUGCGGAGAUUCACCAAGCGGCUCAGCAAACCCGGCACGGCCGCCGAGCUCCGGCAGAGCGCAUCCGAGGCUGUCCGUCACUCGCUGCCGACGGAGAAAGCUAAGAUCGUGGAGCCGUUGGAUUAUGAGAAUGUAAUUGAGCAGAAGAGAUCCCAGAUCCAAGGCGACAGCUUGCGGGAUCUUCUGCAGUUCCCCGUGGACGAGGUCUCGAUCGCUACAGUUCCACACCACAGACGGACAGUGUGCUCCGCGCUGCCUCCUGAUGCCGAGGCACAGGCUCAAGGCCUGUUGGUCAAAGAGUGUAUCAGGACCUACAACUCCGACUGGCUUGUGGUCAACUACAAAUAUGAAGCUUAUGGUGGGGAUUUCCGGUCGUUGCCCAGCAAAGUACAUCAGCUGGAGAAGCUGCCAGUGCAACUGUUUGAAGUGGAUGAAGAUGCAGAUGAGGAUGCUGCAUCGCUGUGCUCACAGAAAGGAGGCAACGUCAUGGAAGGGUGGCUCUAUAAAGCCCACAUGAACAACACCAUGAGUGUAACCAUCCGGGUUUUCAAGAGAAGAUUCUGUUACCUUACCCAACUUCCCGAUGGCUCCUACAGUCUCUGUUUCUGCAAAGACGAGAAGGGUUUCAAGGAGUCUAAAGGAUCAAUAUUUUUGGAUUCUUGCAUCGAUGUUGUUCAGUGCUCCAAGAUGCGGCGUUACGGCUUUGAGCUCCGGAUGCAGGAGAAGUGCAGCUGUCACUUGGCUGCGGAGAGUGAGCAGGAGAUGGACGAGUGGAUAACGACUCUGCGGAAAGUCAUCCAGAGCAACUUUGACGGCUCCAUGUCGGAGAGGAGGAACGGCGACUUGUCAGAGACGGGAAUCGACGAAGACUCGUUGAGCCAGGGCAAAUCUGAAAACAUGAUGGAGAGUCUGGAGAAGAGUAUGCACCCUGAGUUAAUGAAGUAUGCCCGUGAAUCAGAUUACCACAACAAACUCAGCCGCAACGAAGGCAGAUGUAAACUCUUUGCAAUGGAUGCAGAGGCACAGAAACUGGAUUUUUCGGGCAUUGAACCAGAGGUGAGGCCAUUGGAGGAAAAGUUUGGCAAGCGCUUUCUGGUCAAGUGCCACAACUUGAGUUUUGCUCUGCAAGGCCUGGUCAGUGAGCAGGGAGAUGGAACGAUGACCAAUCUGGAGCCCUUCUUCGUCACGCUGGCCCUCUUCGACACCAACAACAACUGCAAGAUCUCCGCCGAUUUCCAGGUGGACCUCAACCCGCCAGCUGUGCGGCAGAUGUUGCAGGACGGAGCGGAGGGAGGGGCGGUGAACGGGACGGCCGGCGAGAGUCCUGGCAGACGGGCAAGGGUGGUGGACGAGGGACUGCUCCGCUACCCCCUAGAGAGGUACGGAUUAUUCUCCGUCACUGCCCCACACCCAGAUAUCUACCUGGUGGCCCGUGUGGAGAAGGUGCUACAGGGCGGGAUCGCGCAGUGUGUCGAACCGUACAUUAAAGGUUCUGACACCAGCAAGACAGUGCAGAAGGUCCUGAAAGCUGCAAAGCAGAUCUGCAGCAGGCUGGGCGGGUACAGGAUGGCCUUCGCUUGGGCUGCAAGACCGGUGUUUAAAGACUCUGAAGGCACUUUGGACACAAGUGGGAAGUUCUCACCACUUUACAAGCAAGAUAGCAGCAAGUUGUCUACUGAAGACUUACUCAAAAUGCUGGCAGACUUCAAAAAGGCAGAGAAGAUAUCCAAGCUGCAGGUGAUUCCCGGAAACUUUGAGGUCACCAUCGAGCCUGUUUCUCCCGACAUUCCCAAUUGUGUGACUUCAUCCUACAUUCCCGUGAAGCCUUUUGCAGAAGCCGGCUGCGAUCAUGUCACCUUUGAAGUUGAGGAGUUUGUCGCCGACAUCGCCAAGUAUAUGUAUCCCUUCACCACCUUCAAGAACCACAUGUAUGUUUAUCCCAUUCAGCUGAAAUAUGACAACCAGAAAACCUUUGCAAAGGCAAGGAACAUUGCUGUCUGUGUGGAGGUGAGGGAUUCUGAUGCAGAUAAGACAUCCCCAUUGAAGUGUAUCUAUGGGAAGCCGGGAGAUCCAAUAUUCACCACCAGAACCUGUGCAACGGUAUUGCAUCAUCAGCAGAGUCCAGAGUUUUACAACGAGAUCAAGGUGGAGCUGCCUGUUCAUCUCCACGAGAAGCACCACCUCUUGUUCACCUUCUACCAUGUCAGCUGUGACAUCAACAGCAAGGGCACGACAAAGAAGCGGGAGGCUGUGGAGUCGCAGGUUGGGUUUGCUUGGCUGCCGCUGCUGAGGGAUGGCCGUGUGGUGACGUCGGAGCAGCAACUAGCGGUAUCGACCAACCUUCCUCCAGGGUACCUGGGCCAGCACACCGCUGACAGCAAGAAGCAUGCAGCUCCGGACAUUAAAUGGGUCGACGGGGGAAAGCCUUUGCUGAAAGUGAGAAACCUCUUGGUGUCCACCAUCUACACAGAGGACCAGUACCUGCACAGUUUCUUCCACCAUUGCCAGAUGAACCAGUCACCAGGGCAGGAGAUCACGGCGGACCUGGUCAAACACUUGAAGUGUUUGCACGCCAUGGAGACGUGUGUGAUGGUCAACUUCCUGCCAACCAUCUUGAAUCAGCUACUCCAGAUCCUCUCCAGGACCAGCCAGAGCGAAGUGGCUGUCAAUUCCAUCAGAGUAAUGAUACACAUGGUAUCGAAGUGUCACGAGGAGGGCUUGGACCACCUUCUGCGAUCUUAUAUAAAGUAUGUUUUCAGAACGGACCAGUGCGUGCCGCUGGGUGACAGGACCACGCACGAAGAGCUGGCAAAAUCCAUCUACAUCAUCCUCAAGCAAUCGGCCGACAUCCUCACUAUCAACAAGCUGCUGAAGCAUUCGUGGUUUUUCUUUGACCUGUUGAUCAAGUCGAUGGUGUUGCAUUUGAUUGCGAAGAACAGUAUGAAGGUGUCCAGGACGCAGAGAUUCCCAACGGGAUACCACCACGCCGUCCAAUCACUGCUCCUGGCCAUCAUUCCGCACGUCAGCCUCCGGUGCGGGGAGAUUCCCGACGAAGCGCGGAGUGUCAACAUCAGCUGGGCUCACUUCAUGAAGCGGUGCCUGACAUUGAUGGACAGAGGGUUCAUCUUCAACCUGAUCAACGACUACCUCAGCUGCUUCUCUUCCAAGGACACAAAGGUUCUUGCCGAGUACCGGCUAGACUUCCUCCAGACGGUGUGCCAGCACGAGCACUUUGUGCCGCUCAACCUGCCCAUGUCCUUCACCAAGGCCAGGCUGCUGCGGUCCCAAGACCUGCAGCUGGACUCCACCCUGAGCGAUGACUUUUGCCGGCACCACUUCCUGGUGGGUCUGGCGUUGCGGGAGCUGGGCCUCUCCCUCACCGAGUCCCGGGACAUCCGGCACACCGCCAUCGCCAACAUCAAGGGCCUGAUGAUGAAGCACGCCUUCGACGGGCGCUAUCCAAACAAGGGCCAGCAGGCACGGAUUGCAUUGCUUUACCUGCCGCUGCUGAAGGUGCUGUUUGACAAUGUGCAGCGGCUCAAGUUCAAGGACGUGACUUCCCUCAGCCUGACCUUCUCUAACACCAGUGUUCGAGAUGAGCUGCCCUUCAAUAUCUCGUCAACAAUCAACGGGUCCGCUGCCCGCAGAUCAGCCAUCUUCACCGACAAAGAGUUAACAUCCGCAGGUUACGUUACCUCGUUGGGCUUGCUGCUGAAACGUGAUGAUUCCCGCAGCUCCCUGAGCACAGAGACGGGCGCGGGCACGCCGGAGAGAGCCGAGGAUCGCCGCGACUCCGUGGACUUUACUGGACAAAGGAGAGCAUCAGCCGGGGGCGGAGCACCUCCUUAUUGCAAGUUCAGUCAACAGGAAAUCAGAAGUCUCCUCAUGUGUUUCCUUCACAUCGUUAAAACAAUGUCAGAAGACGCACUCUUGGCUUAUUGGAACAAGAUGGCCCCUCAAGAACUAAUGGAUUAUCUCUCGCUUUUAGAGAUCUGCCUUCAUCAGUUCCGAUAUGUGGGCCGCAGAUACAUCGCAAGGACCCAAGAGGCCCAGGGCUCCAAGUUCUCUGUGGCUGAGAGGAAGACACAGACGAUGCCAGCUCUCCGCAGCCGGCCGGCGUCAGUGCACGCCAGACUCCAGCAGGUCGGGCACAUGGACAGCUCGUUCACACUCAACCACAGUGCUGGGAUCAGUGAGGUGGAGGUCAGUCACCAGUCUCUGGUGGAGGGGAACCUGGCCACUGAAGUGGCACUGACUGUGCUCGACUCCGUCUCCUGCUUCAUCCACAACUUCAAGAACCAGCUGAUCCAGGAUGAUGGCCACAACCCGCUGAUGAAGAAAGUGUUCGACAUCCUGCUGCUGCUCACCGGCGGCCAGUCCGAAACCGCCAUGAGACACACCUUCGCCUCUCUACGGGCUUUCAUCAGCAAGUUCCCAGCGACGUUUUUUAAAGGCAGGGACAGUGUCUGUGCCACGUUUUGCUACGAAAUCCUGAAAGGCUGCACCUCGAAGCUGAACUCGACUCGCAGUGAAGCCUCUGCGCUCCUCUACCUGCUGAUGAGGAACAACUUUGAGUACACCAAGAGGAAGACCUUCCUGAGAACACACCUACAGAUCAUAAUUGCGGUGAGCCGACUAAUCGCUGAUGUGGUGUUCACCGGGGGAUCCCGCUUCCAGGACUCUCUGGCCAUCAUCAAUAACUUUGCCAACAGCGACAAGGCUCUCAAGUCGACCGCCUUCCCGGGCGAGGUGAAGGAUCUAACCAAGAGGAUCCGCACGGUGCUGAUGGCCACAGCCCAGAUGAAGGAGCAUGAGAAGGACCCUGAGAUGCUGGUUGACCUUCAGUACAGUUUGGCCAAGUCCUAUGCCAGCACGCCGGAGCUCAGGAAGACCUGGCUGGGCAGCAUGGCCAAAAUACACACCAAGAAUGGAGACCUCUCUGAGGCAGUGAUGUGUUUCGUUCACGUGGCAGCCGUGGUCGCUGAAUACCUCCACAGGAAAAAGUUGUUUCCUAAAGGAUGUGCAGCUUUCAAAGCCAUCACUCCCAACAUCGAGGAGGAAGCUGCCAUGAAAGAGGAUGCGGGGAUGCAAGAUGUCCAUUACACCGAGGUAAAUGCCCUGUCUGUCUGUUUGCGUGGGUUGUGGAACGCUGAGCGUUACGAGCUGAUGGCCGUCAUCUACAAGCUCAUCAUCCCCAUCUACGAGAGGCGCAGGGACUUUGAGAAGCUGGCCUUCGUGUACAACACCUUGAACGAAGCUUACAAGAAGAUAAUUCAGGUCGGGCGCACGGGCCGCCGGCUGCUGGGCACGUUUUUCCGCGUGGCCUUCUACGGGCAGGCCUUCUUUGAAGAGGAGGACGGCAAGGAGUACAUCUACAAGGAGCCCAAGCUGACAAGACUGCCCGAGAUCUCGGAGAGACUCCUCAAACUGUACGGUGAUAAGUUUGGAGCGGAGAACGUGAAAAUCAUUCAGGAUUCCAACAAGGUGAACACAAAGAGCCUGGACCAGAAGUUUGCCUACAUCCAGGUGACGUUUGUGGAGCCGUACUUCGAUGAGAAGGAGCUGCAGGAGCGGACCACCCCCUUUGAGAGGAACCACAAUGUGGCGCGGUUUGUCUUUGAAACUCCGUACACGGUGUCCGGGAAGAAGCAAGGAGGCGUGGAGGAACAAUGCAAGCGGAGAACCAUUCUCACCACCUCACACUCCUUCCCGUACGUGAAGAAGCGCAUUGCGGUCGCACGUGAACAGCAGGUCGAUCUGAAGCCCAUUGACGUGGCCCUCGAUGAGAUGAAGGACCGGACAGCGGAGCUUCAGAAGCUGUGUGACUCCAAUAGCCUCGACAUGAUCCAACUGCAGCUCAAACUGCAAGGCUGCGUCUCCGUGCAAGUCAACGCCGGCCCGCUGGCCUACGCCAGAGCCUUCCUAGACGGUGGCAAGUCGGCCAAGCUCCCCGCCAAGAAAGUCAAACUACUGAAGGAAACGUUCAGGGAAUUUGUGACGGCCUGCAGCCUGGCCCUGGAUUUGAACGAGCGGCUGAUUAAAGAGGACCAGCUGGAGUAUCACGAAGGGUUGAAGUCCAACUUUAAAGACAUGGUGAAAGAACUAUCGGAAAUCACUCAUGAGCAGAUGUUGGCAGAAGAUGAGCUGGUGAAAUCGCAGCUGAGGAACUCGCUGCACGUGUUCAGCGCCAUCAGCGGAACGUACCGUGGCACGUCUACCUUCUCGUCCGCUCCCUGACGCCCACAGAUCGGAGACAACCCUGCCCCUGCUGCUCACGGCCGGAUCGGGAUUGGUUACUGGGGGUCAGCGUUGGAUUGGGGCGAGGGACAUCGCCGGGCAAGCCAUUGGAUAUCUACUGUCACGGGCAUCCAGUGCCCUGAUCAGUCAAAGAGCCCAGUGACAAUGCAGACACGGGACGGAGACUCUACUCUCCACACAUGGCUCCAGCCUUGCCCGACAGCGCAAUGCCCUGCACUCCAGCCUGAUCAACCCAACAUCCUCAGCACCAUGCUUUUGCAACCUGUUAUUGACCCACAAACAGACCGGUGAAACCUUGUUAGACAGUAGCCACACCUUGCCCAGGUGUACAGUAUAAAACAGAACCAGUAUCUCAUCCAAAUGUCCCAUUCUCAUCUCAGACUGCUGUGUGUGUAAUUUGUAACUACACAUAACAAGCAAUUGUGUGUAAAAAUACCUUCAAUAUAUUCAUUGUUUUAUAUAUUUUGUGUGGAGUCGAU
Messenger RNA from Leucoraja erinaceus (little skate), 6794 nucleotides. RefSeq names its product dedicator of cytokinesis protein 11-like. NCBI's taxonomy places the organism in Eukaryota, Metazoa, Chordata, Chondrichthyes, Rajiformes, Rajidae. Gene Ontology annotation, biological process: positive regulation of filopodium assembly; small GTPase-mediated signal transduction; positive regulation of GTPase activity. The record is from RefSeq and is a predicted model, not a curated record. Gene Ontology annotation, molecular function: guanyl-nucleotide exchange factor activity.